AUGAUUUCUCCUUCUUUUACCGUCACUGCCCCAGGAAAGAUAAUCCUUCACGGAGAACAUGCAGUUGUCUAUGGAAAGGUAGUUAUUUUUAGCUUUUCGCCUUUGAAUAAGCGCGUUUUGAAUGGGUUUGUUUACAAUACUCUAUAGGAGAGAAUUAAUGGUUGCUAUUUCCUCCUUUUUAGAAAGCCGUUGCAGCAGCUAUCGAUUUGAGGACAACACUCAAAUUGGAAGCAACCAACGACGGUCAAUUUACGCUGAAAUUGCUAAACUUUGGGACAACGUGCAGGUGGAAAGGAGAGGAGCUACAACAAGAUGUGGAAAAACUUGGUAAGGUGUCAGUGUAGAGUGAACUGUAUACUUUUAUAGGAUGUCUGGAAAUCUAAGUUCAUGCUUGUCAAACUUGCAAUCCCCUUCCAGGGGCUCUGUGAAUUUUGCCAUUUUCAGCUAGAAACCACUGGAGUGGGGCUGUUGGGGAUAAUACAGGGGUGGGUGAGUGGGUGGGGGGGGGGGAUUGGACAUGGGAAAGGACUUUUUAUUUCUUGAUUACAUAAGCAGUACUGUUAACUAGUUAAAAAGGACAUAUUGUUACAAAACACUCUGCCAUGAUCAGGUUAUGUCAUAGCAAAUCCAAACUUUGACUCUUUUUCAAGGUUCCAUGGUAAAAACUACAUCAGUGUGCAUCAUAUCUUGCAAGGGUAAAUCAUCUUGAGACUGAAAUAGGAAUUGGUUGUUAGUCACACCUGAGAUAUAUACUUGAUGGCCUAAAAGUGAGUACCAGACUCCAGAUCAAAUGACAUGGGCUGGGCCAUCAUGAGGUGUUUUCUGUCAAGAUUCUUUGUUCUUACAAUGCCUCUCUUCAGAGUGUCAAGCUUUGACAUGACUCAAUUUUCCCAAAAAGUAUCAUCAGAUUUUUUUUUCUUUUUUUCCUUUUUUCAUAUAACUAAACUUGUAGUUCUAGUGGCUACGUUAUGGUUUCAGGUUUCUAAAUAGUGACUGAAUAGAUAUGCUUGGAGCUGUGUUAUCUGACUCAUACCUUGAAAGCUUGAACAGGAUGAGCCACUUGUCUCAUGUUGAUGAUAUAAUCAUUUUGAACAUUGCAUUGCGUGGACAUCAAAAUAUCACCAGUCAAUCAGUUGAGGCUCUUUCCUCAGACCCAAUAAAUUAUCAUUACAUUUGAGAGUGUGCUCUAAAAUGUCAGCCAUUUAGAAUUCUGUCACAGGCAUGGUAAUCAAAAUGUUACUGUUGUUUAAAUAUGAGAGGAACUUACCUCACCCAGAUAUGUACUGCUGGAUUACUUUUACUGUCCAUUUUGCCUUUGAGUUCUCUGCACUUUUCUGGGACCAGGUGAAUUGCAAAUGAUGCAGUGAGUGCCUUCUGCACUUUUUUGCAUGAUAAAAGUUGAUCAGCUCUUCUUCUAUCACAUUGGUGAGUUUGAGAGUUGUUGAUUUGGUUUUUUUAUUUCUCAGGUAGAGAUGGAUCAUGUUGGCCACAGGAUGGAAGAAAGCUGUUCAAAAGGUCUUUUGACCUCUCUGAGGUCAAAGAAGUGGAUGAGAGAGUCAUUAAUGAUGCAAUAAGUGUGUUUAUUUACCUCAUUGGUCAGAUUGUUGAAGAAAUUGACAGGUAGGCUUAGAUAAGGGUGCUCAAAUAGGUAUUAAGUAGCUUAGUGGAUGAGGGUCAUGCUCAAAUGAUCAUAUUUCCACUACUAUAAUUUGAAACAAGGAGAAUUUGUUAAAUAAUCAAGAGCUGUUUUAGUUGGUGAUCAUCUCCUCUAUUCUCAUGACUUUUGUGUUUGAUUCAGGGGUGAUAUAGUAAGGAGAAAAUAGAUGCUAGUCACUCUUAGGGGCUAAAGGAUUAAGCUUACUUGAACACUAAAAUAAAUUGCAUUUGGCUAAUUUCUAUUGUUAAAAACCACUAUUUAGCAGACACUGUACUGAACUGACACUGUGGUGUAUGGAAUUACAUCCUUGAAACAGUCAAUCAAAUGUAAUCAAAGAGUCAUUGUACGGCAUUUAUUAUUGUGGCUAUUUUGCUGUUAUGUUUUUGCAUUACUAUCAACAAAUUAAAGUUGGUAAAGCAAGGUAAUAAACUUGAACUGUAGAUAGCUUUGUUAACAACAUGGAACGUUAUUGCAGUACAGAGUAAACAUUGAAUGUUAAUCAUAAACGAACAUUGUGCAAUUUUUACAAACCUCUAUUCAUUGGACACACUCUAUUAAGCAGACACUUCAGAAGGUUCUGAGGGUGUCCACUUAUUUGAGGUUUCACUGUGUAAUGGUAAUAACACUCAUGCACAUUCAUGGAAAAAGCAAUAAACUCAUUGUAAUAUGAGCAACCUCAACAACCUUUCUGACAAACCUUGAGGGUUAAGAGGAAGCCUCAGUUACUGUUUUGUGUAUGUGCAUGUGUGUGCAUACUCAACAUGCCUUAAAUUAUGCGCAGCAUGGAUUUGUAAUGUAACUGGAGGAUCUAAAAUCAUCUCAACUUUUUUUAGGACAAUUUCUGAGAGGACAUGUGGAAUUACUGUUCGGUGUACGGAAUAGAGUUAUGUGUCAGGGAUGCAGUGAAGAAUUUAAGAUGUAAAAGGCAUGGGUUUCUUAAUUGUUUGUGCUGAGGUCCAAAAUUAUGUGCUAAACAAUUAUCCUUUUUUCUAGGGUUCCUUCAUUCUCAGUGGUAGUGAACACAUCUUUACCAGUUGGAGCUGGUUUGGGAUCAUCAGCAUCAUACUGUGUUUGCCUUUCCACAGCUCUUCUGGCAGUAACAGGAAAGAUUUCACAACCCUCAAUGAUGAGAUCCAUUCCAGGUGAUGAGAGAGAGCUAUGCCAAAAUGAAAUGGCAUCUCUGUCUGUUAAAGACCUGGAGUUAAUUUGUAAUUGGAGUUUAGAGGCAGAAAAGCUUGUUCAUGGAAAGCCAUCUGGAAUUGACAACUCAGUUUGUACAUAUGGUAGGUAGAAACAAAAUAGGAUGUUCCUAUGUUCCCAGGAUACUAAUGUACAGUGCACAACCCAACUCCCUUUAGGCCUAGCCCAGAGUUUGAUAUUAUGGUAAACCUUUUCACCCCAGUAUCAAAAUUCUCCCUACUCUUCUCUAUACAUUGCCUUUGGUGCUGACAAGGAGAAUUGGCUUAGCAAUCAAAGAUUCUUAAAUUGAUGAUCAUUUCCAUUAUUCUUAUGAUUUUAAUGAAUGACUCUGCAUUACAACCCUUUCAUGGAGUAUUCUCAUUUCAUUUGAUUAGUAGCUGAUCAUUCUUUUUUAGGAGCAGUUCUUACUUUCCAAGAUGGAACAAUUGAGCACUUGUCAAGGUACUAUAUAAUAAAUGAACAUUUGAAAAGCUAAUUAUUGUCAGCAUUAUAAUUCAAAUCAGAGGUGUAUUUAUUGAUAUUGAGCUGCGGCAAUUGAAGAUAGCUGCUCUCACUUGAAUUUUGCCUCCACUACUUGACUGGGUACCAAGGUGAUGAUACCCAGGCAGCCAAGCUAUGGUACUGUUUGUGUAGCACCAGUGUGCCUAAAAAGGUACAGGUAUAUACAAUCAAGGUAAAAUAAAUGUUCCAAAUCCACUUUCUAAAACCCUUAAAGACUAGCAGCUUAAAAAAAACAGGGAACAUAUACCUACCAAAGGCAGUGGUGUAACCCCUGAGAUUUUAGAUAAAAUUUUCUCUGAGAAUAGAAUAGUACAAUAUAUAAAAGAAAAAUCUGGUGACAAUAUGACAGUCUUUAUAAACGAAAAUAAGAGAAGUUUAGCUGAAGAAUGCCUCACCCUUUGAACAACUGCAAAUUACAACCUACCAGCUAACACUCCUCAUGCCUUGCACCUGUCUCCAGCCCUCCAAUGCAGGCUGACAAAAUAGUUGUCUUUGCUAAUUACACUUAUUAUAACUUGAAUAUUUUAAUUUAUUUUACUAAAAUUUUCUUCUGAUUUAGGAGUUUAUGUCUUUUAUAACAGAAUUCCACAGCUCAGGGUCUUGAUAACUGACACAAAGAUACCCCGCAGCACAAAGAAGUUAGUGGCAGACUUAAGGGACAGAUGUCAACAGGUGAAAUGAUGAACUACAGAAUUUUUAACUGUUUGUUUUGUCAAUUUUGUUUUCAGGCUUGAAUGCCAGUUAGGCCAGUUACUUAACCCUGUAACUCCCAAGAUCUGAUUGUUAAUUCUCCCCUCUUGCUGUUACACAUUUCCAUGUUAAUUAGUUACAAGAAUGUGGUGUUGGAUCAAGGCAACAACUUCGACUUGAUAAGUUUGGGUAUUCUCAUUACCUGUUUGCUAGACAAUGUAUGGAUGCUAUUGGGAGAAGAUACAUGUUAAUCACCUCUAGGAGUUAAGGGGUUAAGUACAUUUUCCAAAAAUGAAUCAAAGCUGUCUUGACAUUAUAAUCUUUUCAACCACUCUUUAUCUAAAAAUCUCUAGCUUCCUUCUGUUUACAAUCCUUUGUUUGAUGCUGUUGGUGCUAUCGCAGAAGAGAGCUGUGUGUAUCUUGAGAAGCUGUAUCAAACCCAAGGUAUGUGUUCUUAGCAGUGUUUUUUUUCCAGUUAAUAUUUUUAAUGUGUGUCAAAAGUCGACGUGGCACCACUCAGAUGUGGAUGGAAUUUUCUCGAGUGAUGUUAACAUCAGGACUAGCCUCUGCUGACCACCAGACUUUUCUCUUUUUGCAGCAGCUUCACCACCGGAAGAAGAAAACUCUCAAGAGCACUAUUGUAUGUUGAAGGUAGACGUUUUUCCUCUUCAUUGUAUCAUCACACUGUGCUGGCUUUCUAAUUGCAUGAGUGUGCCUUCCUUGUUUUACGAUGGGAUGGAAAAGAGGACUCUUUUAAUCAAAUGUUCGUCUCCUUUGUGUACGUGUUACACAAAUUUGUUUGAGUGUCUCAAUUUCUUCCUGGCAUAUUUUGCGUGACAGCGGUUGUUUCUUUUGUUUGCGUUUAUAACUUUGCGCGGGAAAUUGGCGCGCAGCCGGCUUAAGAAAAAACCCUUGCACGUGCCCUACGUUGGAUCGCUGUGUUCGCCAAGCCUUCAUACUUUCCUCGUUCUGCGCCAAUAGUGCUCUCCGUUUACUGAACGCCUGGACCCGAGUAUUUCUUCGCUUGAAGAGUUCGGAGGUUGUUGAAUAAGGAAAGUAAAGCUAGGGGGGAAAGAAAUUUCCUUGUUUGUCUACCAAUCCGUUUAUUUUGUUUAUGUUUGUUAUUUUGGACACAGAAACUUAUUGACUUGAACCAACAGUUGCUUGUGACAUUAGGAGUUAGCCACAGUUCAUUGGACCAGGUGUGUCACGUGACCGCUAAACACGGUUUGCACUCCAAGUUGACUGGAGCGGGCGGCGGAGGAUGUACCUUUACACUUGUCACGCCAGGUAUACUUUGUCACGUUAGAUACACCUUUGUCACGUUAAUUUAAGUUUGUUGGAACAGAGAAAGCAGGCUUUGUUUAAGGUGCAAUCGCGCCACGCAAAUGUUUCGCAGGUUUUUCUAUUUCUUUGUAAUGACCUCUUAUUAAUGGUUCGCUUACGCCGUUCUCCAGCAUGUUACAAAAAUACAUAAUCCUGUCGGGAACGGGUAUCCGACAAAUAAGUCACAGGUUCGCUACACUGCCCGCGGUUCUUCUCGUCGCCCUUGAUAAUAACGACGUCCCCACUUGUUACAGAUAGCUGCCUUUUGUUGUGUUUCAUGUUGUGCCGCUCGCGUAGUCCCCUUUAGGUACUCGGCAGACCACCUUUUCCAGAUCACAUCUUUGCAUCUCGCUAGAUAUCUUGCACGCUUUCUCAGAUCAGGAUUCUCUUGAUGGCGUGCUUCAGGAUCAGGCAACAAGUUAGGGCGUCCGAACUGUAACAUGUUAGGGGUCAACAAAGGAAGCUGUAGAUCUUCUUCUACAUAACUCAGAGGACGGUUGUUCAGCGCGACCUCCACGUCAAGCAGCACGUCCUGCAGUUCUGCCCAGGUGAGGGUUCCAUUUCCGACAGACUUAUUGAAGGCCUGCUUGACAAUACCGACCAUCCGUUCAAAUUGCCCGCCCCACCAUGGAGCUCUACUGAGAUUGAACUGCCAUUUGAUAUUCAUCUUGGCAAGGUAGUCAUGGAGGCGCUCGUCUUGCAUUACAUUCCGUAGCCACUUUGCUGCAGCUACGAAGGUCCUACCAUUGUCUGAAUAGAUUUUUUCAGGACGACCUUUUCUUGCUAUGAACCGCUUCAAGGUAGUGAUAAACUCUUCAGUCUCCAUGGUCUUGGUUAAUUCGAGGUACAAGGCUCGGGACAGGCUACAGGCAUACAGGACUAUGUACGCUUUUCCUUCUUUGUUUUUGCUGUCACGGUACUUGAUCGGUCCGGCGUAGUCUAUUCCAACAACCUGAAAGGGCGAGGUUCCCUCUGUUCUAUCUGUAGGCAGGUUGCCUGGAGGAGGGUUGGCAAAUGCUGAUACAUGAAAUCUUUUGCAUCCAUAGCACCGCUUGAUAAGUCGUUUAACAAGCUGGCGCAAUCUAGGUACCCAAUACGUCUCGCGUACGCUGGCCAUGGUCAAACCAACUCCCCCAUGUAGGGUCUGGUUGUGGAAGUGUGUCACUAGUUUUCCAGUAAACACGCCAUCGUCAGGUAGGUAAAUUGGGUAGUGGCCCUGAAUACGUCCUCGGCACUCGAAUAUCCCAUCUAUGUUCUUCUGGAGGUUCAGUUUCAUUUGGUCUUCAUCAAACUUGAUGGUGCCUUGACUCCUGACUUGUGAUCUUCUUACCCAGAACUGCAACUGGUUGGCUGUCUCUUCGGUAGUGAUUGGUCCGGUGAUCCUUUGCUGGCGUUUAGCUCUGCAGUUCCUUGUAAAUCGCACAACCCACGAGCAGAUUCGGAUGGCCUUCCAUAAGUCGUACUUGUGCAUCACUAGGUCCAGAUCGUCAUCCGUCUUCACAGUUACGCCCAGAACUCCCCUUAUGAUCUUGGCUUCGGCUUGUGAUUCCUUGGUAGGAGUGGUGACAAUAUCUGCCGACCAACUCUCUGGGAAAGGUAACCACGUUGGCCCAUGCCACCACAGAUCUGAGCAGUUACUAAUUUGCCCGCCUCGGCUACCCAGGUCGGCAGGGUUUUCCUUGGUACCCACGUGCCUCCACUGGAUGUACUUUUUCUCUUGGAUUUUCCUCACUCGAUUGUUAACAAACUGCUUGUAAUCUCCGCCCCCCUUGAUCCAGUGAAGAGCUACGCUGCUAUUGAGCCAACAAUAAACACCUUCAACUGGGAAACCUUGCAGCGCUUCUUUAACGUUAUCUACAAGAUUGGCUGCCAUGUGCCCCGACACUAGUUCGAGUUUUGGUAUGGUGAGUCCUUUCUUCGCCAGUCUAGACUUUGCUGUUAUGAGCCCUUGUGAUAGCCCCGUCGCUUGAUGUGUGACGGCGUAAACAGCAGCUGACACGCCCUGGCUGCUCGCGUCCCCAAAGGCAUGCAGGUUGAUGCUAGUGAUCUCUUCUUGGUGCUGGGCAAUGCUUCUUGGUACUUCUACCUUAUCUGUUAGGUUGUUCUCCCAGGUUUGCCAACGGGUCUCGAGUCCCUGGGGUAGCUCUUGGUCCCAUGGGAUUCGAGCUUCACACAUUUCUCUGUAAAGGAAUUUCCCUUCCAAAGUGAUUGGUGAUGCUAGACCGAGGGGAUCGUAGAUCUUAGCGAUCUUUCCGAGGACUUCUCUCUUAGUUGCUUUCGAUAUCGGGUCAGGGAAACUGGUUUGUAUUGUAUCCUCUCGUUUAUCCCAUGGUACACCAAGCAGCUUCGUUUCUCCUUGCUUGACUCCUAACUGGUCCUUGGCAUAGCUCUGGUUCUCACCUUGAUGGGUAGUGGGUAGUUCUUUUGUUGUUUCUUCGUGGGGUGAAGGCUGUUCCAGGGCCGGGACAUUAGAGUGCCAUUUGUGCAGUUCAAAUUUCCCAGCUCUGAAAAUGGACUGUGAUGCUUGUUUCAGGUGUUGUGCGCCAGCCACGGUUUUAUCACCGCUGAUUAAGUCGUCCACGUAGAGGCUUCGUCGGAUCUCUUCAACUUCCCUUGGGUAGACGUUCUGAAGAUUUUUUAGGUGCUGAUCAAUCACUCCCCCAAGCAAGAAUGGCGACGUGGACAAGCCGAACAGUGCUCGUGUGAAGCGUAAAGUUUCCACGUGUUUGGUGUCUAGGUCCUUGAGCCAGUGAAAUCGCAUCACGUCUCUGUCUUCCUCUCGGAUUCUCACUUGUAGAAAAGCUUGCUUCAGGUCCCCUGCUAGGGCCACAGGUUGGAACCGGUUUCUCACGAGUACGUUCCAAAGUUUGUUUUGCAAUGGUGGCCCAGUCUCUAGGCAGUCGUUGAGGGAUGGUGCUUUCUCGUUCGCUCGGGCGGACGCAUCGUAGACAAUUCGAAUCUUCGUGCUCUCUGCCGUCUCUCGAAUCACGGCCUUAUGCGGGAUGUAAAACUCCUUCCCUUCUGGUUCACUGUGCACUCGUUCGACUAUUCCUUGAGAUAACUGAUCUUGAAUGACCCCGUCAUACUUCUGCAACAUGCCUGGUUGUUUCUCUAGCUUUCUGACAAGGUUCUCUAGUCGUUUCAGGCUGCCAUGUUUGUUGUUAGGGAGGGGUGGAUGAUUUCCCUUCAAAGGAGGCCUGUUUCGUACCAUCCUUGCGGGUUUCUCGUUAGCUGCUCCUUGAAUUCUUCGAAUACGAGAUCUUGGUCGCCAACUGGAUGGUCUUGUAGACCAAGCACAUCAAGUCUACACAAGGCUUCAUAGUCAGCCGCAGAGGUUUGGGUCAGGAACAUGUUUGUGAGGUCAGAUUCACUUCCGGGUGACAUGAUGGUCCAUCCUAAUCUUGUUAAUUCGGCAAUGGGUUCUCCUGGUUUCCCGAUCUUGGGUGUGGUCUCGGUCUUUAUCUGCGCGUAUUCGUUUGUUCCGAGGAUGAGAUGUACAGGAAGCUCCUCUUUCUCGUCUACGUCAUCCAUUGUGACUUCCUUCAGGUGAUCGUAUCUUUCCACCAGCUCCUUGUACCGAGGGUUUUCCAAACUGAGUAGCGUUCCGCGGUCCACCUUAGUCACUUCGGUUCGAAGCUGAAAUUCCCCCGUCAAACUGCUAAUAACAACAUUGUAAAUUUCGAUCUCCCUGUUGGUCGCUUGCAUCAUCAUUUCGAUGCGUUUGAACUCUCUUCGAACUGGCUGUUUCCCCAUGCGAUCGAGCAAGGCUGCAGAUGCGUAGGAGCUCCCAGCACCGGUGUCUAACAGCGCGCGGCAAUGGAUUCCACCCACACUCACGAUGACCACCGGGUAAGUAACGGAUCCUUUCCCAGUAGCCACCAACAUAGGCUCCGGCGAUUGUUGAGGUAUCUUCUCGGGACAAAUUGACGAGUGGUGUCUUCGGUUGCAAAACUUGCAGCACGCAGAACAGCGACACUCUGGGGCCUUGUGAUUUGCACCGGUGCAGUUGAAGCACAACUGUUUACGAUUCAACUCCCUUCUGCGCUCUUGUAGUGUGGUCACUUUGUCGCAGUUGACGGACUGAUGGUUUACACUUUCGCAGUAAACGCACGGUCUUCUUUUUGGUUCCCCUUGGCGUGUUUGGUAACUUCUGUUCUUCGGUAAAAAAGGCUUCACAGACUUGAACGGUGGCGGCUUGUCUUGUCCUUGUCUCUCUUCACUGUGUUUGGGCGGGUUUCUGAUGGUCCACUUUCGUAAUGCCUCAACAAGCUGCGGGAAUCUCCAUUCUUGCCAGUCAUCAUCGGUCCUCAACAAGUCUCCUCGAAUUCCUUCUAGCUUGUUCAGUGUUAUCCUUACGUAGCCAUUUACCUCCCCGAGUUUGCCCAUCGUUUCAAGUGCUUGAACAUUUGAGCAUAAUUUUUCAUAAAACUGCGACACCUUGUUUGGGUUUGCUCCGUAAAUCGAAGGAAGUGACAUGAUGCCGUCAACAUAAGCAUUUACGAUUUCGCUUUCUUUCCCGAAUUUUAACUUCAAAAUAUUCUUUGCUCGUUCGUAGCCUUCUGUGGUCAACGGGAGGCCAUCUAUGGACGGUCGAACUUGCGGUUCCAAAAGCUCCUUAAGAUAGGAGAACUUUGUGAUUUGUGAAAUAUCUGCUGCAUCAAUUUCCGCUGUGAAUUGACCCCAGAACCGCAACCAGUCGGCGGGUGUGCCUUUAAACUGAGUGAUGACAAGUUUUGGCAACUUGGCGUUGAUGGUUUGCUCCUUUUUCUCUUCAAUUUUCUUCUCGUAUUUUUGCUUUUGCUCCAGUUUGGCCUUUUCGAACCGCAUUUCCUCGUCGUACUUUUUCUCCCUGAGCUGUGCGUCAUGCUCCUCCUUUUCUUUCUCUUCUGUUUGCGCUUCGACGCGUUUGCAUUCCUUGAUCGUCACGUCGAGCUGGUCGAUUGUCGCCUCAAACACACUAGCACGUUCUUCGAUUUCUGUGCUCUGUUUCACGAUUUCGUGUUCUUCCUUUUCUGCCUCAAACAUCAGUUCUUGUAUUUCAGUUUUCAGAUCGUGGACUUCUUCAACUUUCUUCUUUAAGGUGUUUUGUAUUCUCGCCAUUGAUAUGACCGCUUUAUUUCCGAUCGCGGUGAUUGCCUGUCCUUGGGUUAGUUUAAGGGUCUGCAGCUUUGCGUUGAUCGCUUUCGUAAGCUGAUCGACUGUUUUCGCCAUCUUCUGUUCGCUGGGUCCCGUCGGAGGUGCCACUUUUGUCGGGAACGGGUAUCCGACAAAUAAGUCACAGGUUCGCUAUCUCGCUCUCUCUCUCUCAAAACACACACCCCUCCUCAGCCGAUCUUACUACACUGUUUUUAAUCAAGUCCAACGUUCAAAAAAGAUUGUCUUUCACUCAAUAUCAACAACAGCAACGCUUUCCGGUCACGCUAUGUCACGCUUUCCGUCAAUCCUUCGUAACAUGUUCUGAAGAAAACUUAUGCACACCUUUUCAAGCCCGUAUUGUGUCUUGGUGACCUUCGAUAUUCUGCAUAUGAUCUUGUGUAGGUAAAAUCGUCACGUCUUCCGAAGAGAUUAUUUCGACCCUAAAUAGCAAACAGUGGAGCGUUUAUAAUCUUCAGGAGACGUGAACUUUUUAUUUACGUUACUUUGUAGGUCAAGAAAUUUUACGUAACUCUUACUAAAUUUCAACUUAACCCUUUAACUGCCAUGAGUGACCAAGACGGAAUUUCUCCUUACAAUAUCAAUACAAUAUCAGGCAGAUAAGUGAUGAGAAUAGCGAAAAAAUCAAUCAGGAGGUCAAUUAGUUGUUGAUCAAAUAAUAAAUUCUCCGAACUAACAUUAUAAGAAUUGUAUGGCAGCCAGUAACAAGAAGUACUAAUGAGAUCUUGGGAGUGAAAGGGUUAAGGUGGCUUCUAACUUUGUAUGGGGAGGUUAAUUCACAUUUAAUUUUCCCUGUUGUUGAUCUAAUUUACAAAUUUGUUGAGAACUCAAGGAAAGGGACGAUUACUUCGAAGAAAAGUAUGUUCAAGCCGGAGUUGUAGAGUGUUGUUCAUUUGAACUCCAGAUUUAAUAGCAAGGUUUCUAGUCAGAUACAUCAGAACCGUUUCGGCAAAGUCCUUUGCGCGAGUCGAAAAGAAUUUGCUAUAAAAAAAAUUUAAAAAAAAAAAAAAAUUGAUGGUAGCUUAUCGCGUGGAACUCUGGAAGUAAGGCGCACGGAAAUGAGGGACUGCUUGUAGUUUACUUUUUCUAAGAUAUCUUAUGGUUCACUUUUAUUCAGGUACCAGAGAACUGUCCGUGUCUUCAGUCACUCACGAACUGACCACUAUUGGUUUUGAUGUUUGGGAUACUUGUCUUGGCGCGCAGGGUGUUACCUUGUCGCGCACCCCACCCACCCAUCCCUCGCAAUAG
Messenger RNA from Pocillopora meandrina, 11776 nucleotides. The record is from the annotation of a GenBank genome assembly. NCBI's taxonomy places the organism in Eukaryota, Metazoa, Cnidaria, Anthozoa, Scleractinia, Pocilloporidae.